Molecule: messenger RNA, 1080 nt
Organism: Meloidogyne enterolobii
Lineage: Eukaryota; Metazoa; Nematoda; Chromadorea; Rhabditida; Meloidogynidae
Source: the annotation of a GenBank genome assembly
AGCGUCGAAAAGUCUCAAGGAAAGGCUCAAGAAAUGGAAAAAGCUGCUCAACAUUUGCUUAAAGCUUCAACUUAUUUAAUUAAUGAUUUGCCUUCUCCUCAACUUUGUUCUUUUCUUGAACUUCUUUCUGUCAAAUCUAUUGAUAAUCUUGAAAGGAUAAAUUCUAAUUCUAUUCCUCCUGAUCCUCAAACUUCACCAAUUUCCACUACAACAAGUAAUAAAGAAAAUAUUAGUGAUGCUUGGCAAACACUUUCAACUGAUCCAAUUUUAUGGUUGGAUAGACUUUCUUCUGUUUGGAGAAUUCUCAAACCUUGGGAAAUUCAAUUAGAAUAUAAAAAAGGAAGCCUAAAACAAGAAUGCCCGUGGUUGCCUCUCUGCACUAGGGUCGUUCAAUGUACACUUGUUACAUUGCAGCAACAACAAGAAAAACAACGAGUUAUUGAGCAUUGCUGUAGAACUAUUCGUUUUUUAAUUCGUUCAAUGGGUCAACAAUCAAUUGUAUUUAUUGAACCUUUGGCUAAUCAAAUAAUUCUUGUUUAUGGACGUUUCCCUCAUUCGUGCCUUCUCUAUUUAGCUAGUAUACUUGUGGAUGAGUAUGGUAAUUUGGAAUUUGUUCAGCCAGGAAUGCUCUCAAUGCUUGAAAAUUUGGCUACACGCGCACUUUUGUUACUUUCUUCUGUCCCUAAUGGUUCUGAAAUGAAUCCAGAUACAGUUGAUGACCUUUAUCGGUUAGCGGUUCGAUUUGUUCAGCGUUCUCCUUCUUCCGUUUUUUCCCACCAAAUAUCUGCUCAUCUUCUCCAGAAUGCUAUAAACGGGCUUAAUAUUUGUCAAGUAGAUGCUAAUCGAUCGCUAAGUAAAUUUAUAAUGGAAGUUAUUGAUGUUGCUGCUGGGAAAAGAAAAGAGACAUCAAUUCAAGUAGCUGAUGUUCAACGUGUAAAACAAUUAUUAUUGUCUUUAUGUCCACAAAUUAUGUUAUCCAGUGUUUCUGCUGCACUUUUUCAUUUAUCUACUUUAUUAAGUAAAGAAAUGGCUGAAAUUAUGUUUGGAUUAAUACAAUUAGAUAAACAAGUAAUGGUAUAA